Monoraphidium neglectum is the source of this 471-nucleotide messenger RNA. RefSeq lists its product as hypothetical. The transcript has a single exon. The annotation marks the transcript as partial. NCBI's taxonomy places the organism in Eukaryota, Viridiplantae, Chlorophyta, Chlorophyceae, Sphaeropleales, Selenastraceae. The record is from RefSeq and is a predicted model, not a curated record.
GUGCUGGACCUGACGGUGCCUGACGCCUGGCAGUCCACCCCAACGCGGCUGCGGGACACGCUGUGCCGCCUGCCGCGCCUGCGCCACCUCCACGUCACACUCGCCUGCGGCGCCGCGCAGCUGCCGCACCUGACGGCCCUGGGCCGCCUCAAGACCCUGGCCAUAGACUACGGGGGGCCGCCCGCGCUGAAGCCGGGCCUGCGCGCGCGCCUCGAGGCGGGCCUGCCCGCGACGAAGGUGCAGGUCUGGGAGCAGCUGCGCGCGCGCGGCUGCAGCUCGUUUGGCGGCGCAGGGGCCGAGGGCGAGGGCGGUGCGGGCGGGCUGUGGCGCGCGGUCGGGCGGCGUGCGGUGCGCGCGGUGGUGGUGGUGGCCGUGCUGGCUGGGGGUGCAGCGGUCGCGCUGGGCUUGCUGCGGCGGCGUGCGGCCUGGCGUGCAGGCGGCUUUUUGAACCUCGGGCGGGCCCGGCGUUGA